This is a messenger RNA of Monopterus albus (swamp eel), 1969 nucleotides long. RefSeq names its product farnesyltransferase, CAAX box, subunit alpha (gene fnta). The record is from RefSeq and is a predicted model, not a curated record. Lineage: Eukaryota; Metazoa; Chordata; Actinopteri; Synbranchiformes; Synbranchidae. Gene Ontology annotation, cellular component: CAAX-protein geranylgeranyltransferase complex; cytoplasm; protein farnesyltransferase complex. The coding region runs from base 89 to 1210 and encodes 373 amino acids. The transcript has 9 exons. Gene Ontology annotation, biological process: protein farnesylation; protein geranylgeranylation. Gene Ontology annotation, molecular function: CAAX-protein geranylgeranyltransferase activity; protein farnesyltransferase activity.
ACAGUACGUAAACGCAUCCUGUCGCCACACCGGAUAUUAACGUCGUUUCCUUUGCUCGCGGAACAGACGUGAUUAAGCUAAGCUAGCAAUGUCAGGUGUCGAAGAAACUUCGAAUGAAUCUGUAAAAGUUAAAGAAGAUAAAGAGUUUGAUGCAGAGGCUGAGGACCACAUCGGGGAUGAUUACCUUGUUGACCCAACUCGAUAUAUAUCUUACAGGGACAGAAAGGACUGGGCUGACCUGGAGCCUGUUGUUCAGGAUGAUGGGCCAAAUCCUGUAGUGAAGAUCGCCUAUUCUGAAAAGUUCUCAGAUGUUUAUGACUACUUCCGUGCCCUCCUGAAGAAUGAUGAGAAAAGUGAACGGGCCUUCGCCUUGACAGCAGAGGCUAUUGAGCUAAAUGCUGCAAAUUACACAGUGUGGCACUACAGGCGAGUACUGCUGCAAGCCCUGUCAAAGGACCUGAGAGAGGAGAUGAGCUACAUUACUGCCAUCAUUGAGGAGCAACCCAAAAACUAUCAAGUAUGGCAUCACAGACGUAUGGUGGUAGAGUGGUUGAAUGACCCCUCAGAGGAACUGGAGUUCAUUGCGGACAUUCUCAGCCAAGAUGCGAAGAACUACCACGCCUGGCAGCACAGACAGUGGGUCAUCCAGGAGUACAAACUGUGGGACAAGGAGCUGGAGUUUGUGGAGAAUCUUUUGGAAGAUGAUGUGAGGAAUAAUUCAGCAUGGAACCAGAGGCAUUUUGUCAUUUCUCACUCUACAGGCUUCUCUGAUCCAGCCAUAGUGGAGCGAGAGAUUCAGUAUUGUCUGAACCAGAUCAGGAAGGCUCCUCACAAUGAAAGUGCAUGGAACUAUUUGAAAGGGAUGCUACAAGACAAAGGUCUGUCAUCUCAGCCAGGCUUGCUGGAGAGGGUCCUGGAGCUGAAGGAGACCCACUGUUCGCCCUACCUUCUCGCAUUUCUGUUUGACUGCUAUGAGGAUGCCUUGGAGAACGGCAACCAGAAGGAAACUGGGGGGGAGGAGGAACAAAAGCAAACUUUAAGAAAAGCUCUAGAAAUUUGUGACCUUCUGGCGAAAGAGAAAGACACCAUCCGUAAGGAGUACUGGCUGUUUUUGGGACGUUCAUUAAAGCUCAAAUACAGAAGCACCAGUCUCUCUGAGCCUGUGGGUGACAGCGCUGAACCUUCCCUCUCAGCAUCUACACAGCAGUAGAUGAGACUUCCAGCAGACUCAUAAUUUCCACUCCUAGCCAUCUUCAUCUGCAAUGUCUACAGAACUAACCUGUAUGUGGUAUUACUGUAAAUUGCUAUUGUGUAUAUUGCUGAAGAAAUGUCUUGAAAUAAUCACUAAGAUGAGGUCAUCAAAAGGCACUGAGAUGGACUUCUAACAGAUGCAAGGCACAAAGUACUUGAAAGUUUUCCUCCGGCUAAAAUUUACAAAUGUUGCACAUGGUUUAAACAAAGCAUUAUGUUUGUCUUUUUAAACCAUAAACCACACAAAUAACUGACUGUAUCAGCACCUUUCAGGUUUAUUAGUUACUUCUUCUUAAUCUGUUUCUUUGAGCCUGAACAUAUCAGCCAUUGCCAUCUACACAGUGUGCCAACAGUCCCCAUGCCAUGUGUACUGACAACACCUCGAGUGUGUUUACAGGCACACUAAUAUCCAAUUCUUAGUCUUUAAUUAUUGAUAGGUGAACAUGUUAAUGUCUGACUAGAGAAAAAUGUUUCUGUACUAGUAGGAGCUUUGACUUAUUUAAUCCUUUACAAGUAGUUUAUAAAUGUGUUUGUAGAGGUUUUCCUUCUACAGGCGUAUGUUUGAAUGGACUCACAAUAAGACUAUGUGGAGAACUGUGUGCAUGUAAACCCAGCUCAAUCCUGGAAAAUUUCUUGAUUGUCAGAGUAUUUAGGUUUUUUAAUGAAGGGAAAUUUAUCAUGAAAUGUAAAAAUAAAACUCGGCACAACAAACUAAAAA